Messenger RNA from Ctenocephalides felis (cat flea), 3750 nucleotides. RefSeq names its product zinc finger protein 91-like. Lineage: Eukaryota; Metazoa; Arthropoda; Insecta; Siphonaptera; Pulicidae. The coding region runs from base 1 to 3750 and encodes 1249 amino acids. The record is from RefSeq and is a predicted model, not a curated record. The transcript is spliced from 19 exons. Gene Ontology annotation, molecular function: chromatin insulator sequence binding. Gene Ontology annotation, biological process: regulation of transcription by RNA polymerase II. Gene Ontology annotation, cellular component: chromosome.
AUGCGACAUUUGAGAGCAAAACAUCCCAAUUCGGAAAUAGUAUCCUCCUUUAAGAAAAAUUUCGAAGGUUCCAAAGUCAAGAAGCGAGCUAAAAAAGCCAAGAAUUUGGUUAAUGUUGCAAAAAUUGCUAUGCAAUCCGUUAAGAAGAAUUUGGCUAAACCAAAACAAUCGAACAUUGAUGUUGAAGCUAAUUUAAAGGUGAAAAAUAAUACCGAUGUGAAACAAGAAAAUAUGAAUACCAAUGUUGAAUUAUACACACUUAAUAACAACAUUGGAGAUAUUUUUUAUCGGUCGUCUUGGAAUCCAUGGGAAAAUAGGACAACAGCAGGAUUGACUGCCGAUGGCAAACAUGUAUGUGCAGGUUGUUUGAAGGAGUACAAGUAUCGUUCCCAUAUGCUGCGACAUCAAAAAUACGAAUGCGGCAAGGAACGAAAUAUGCAAUCUCUAGAAUUCGACCGGUAUUUGUUACCAUCAACUAUGGAUGAUUCCAACUAUCAGCACAUGUCAUCAACAAGGCAAGAAAUAUUAGUUUCAGGAGAAAUCGCUAUUUUUCCGGUUGCUUCAUCCAAACCAACACCAAAGCCAAAUCAGUCUGCAAUAGAGUUAUUGGACUCCAAACCAACACCCAAGCCGAAUCAGUCUGCAAUUGAAUUAUGGGACUCUAUUCGGCCACACAAAUGUGGAAAAUGCGGAGUGAGUUAUAAGAGAAAGUCUAAUUUGAAGCUGCACAUAAGAACUAAUUGUUUCCAGAACAGAAGAUUUAAAUGUUCCUUGUGCUCAUAUCGUACAUGCAGAAAUGGAGACUUGAAAGUUCAUUACGAACAAAUGUAUUCUCACUAUUACCCAUUGGAGACGACCAACAUAAAUGGUCCUUCUCAAGGACCUUCUCAGGACAUAUUCAGUGAUGUGCGACCACAUAAGUGCAUCAAAUGUGGGGCCGCUUAUAGGCAUAAGACGAACUUGGCUGCACAUAUAAAAAAUAAUUAUCAGUCGUUUGGCGCGCCUUUUCCGAUUAAAAUGGACCCGGAUAUGCAGCAUUUUAAUUCUACUUCAAAUUCAUUGAAUAAUUCACUUAUACCUUUCAUGUGUGGCGAAUGUGGAAAUGCUUAUAAAUAUAAAGGAGACUUAAGUGCACAUGUGCGCAAAUUGAAGUUCACCGCACAUUCCUUGAUUGACAUUGAUUCUGGUGUGCAAAAAUUGGAUUCGACUCCAAAUUCAUCAAAUAAAUCUCUUAAACCUUACAUGUGUGGUGAAUGUGGCACUUCAUAUAAAAAUAAAUGCAAUUUAGUCGAUCAUGUUCGAUUUGACUCCUACGAGUUCGUGAAUGUUGAAAAGAAACCUUUUGAUCUUUUCGCCGAAAAUGCUUCAGAUGGUUCUCGUUUACUUAAACCUUUUAUGUGUGGCGAGUGUGGUGCUGGAUAUACAUACAAAACAGAUUUAAAUAGACAUUUAAAAACCAAAUGCAAUCAGAAUAAAGGAUUCGGUUGCCAGUUUUGUCCAUAUCGCAGUUACAGAAGAGCUAACUUUAAAAGUGGAAUUCGAGGGAUUUCACCAAGAUUUGAGAAAUUUGGAUUGAAUCUAGACGGGGUCUGGAUCUCACGUCCCGGAUCUAAAGUGAGGUUAUAUCGUACUGGAACGGGAGUAGAUCAAAAAUUGAAGUUUACCUUUUAUAAUUUGGAGAACCUUGAAUCGGGUGUACAGCAAUUGGAUUCGACUCUGAAUUCAUCAAAUAAAACUCUUAAACCUUAUAUGUGUGGUGAAUGUGGAUUUGACUUCAACUACUUUGUGAAUGCCGAAAAGAAAUUUUCUCAUUUUUUGGUCGAAAACGAUUCAGAUGGUUCUCACAUUGGCAAACCUUUUAUAUGUGGCGUGUGUGGUGCUGGAUAUACAUAUAAAACAGAUUUGAAUAAACACAUAAAAAGCAAAUGCAAUCAGAACAAAGAGUUCGGUUGCCAGUUUUGCUCAUAUCGCAGUUACAGAAGUUCGAUUUUGCAAAAUAAUAGUUUGAUUCCUUUUGGAUUUAUCGAUGAUCACACAUCCAGAUUCGUAUGUGGAAAAUGUGGAAGUAGCUACAAGCAUAAGAAAAAUUUGAAUACCCAUAUUAAAAACAAUUGCAACACAUCAAGCAACUAUGAGUGCCCUAAAUGCCCUUAUAAAAGUUGUAGAAGAAACCGAAUCAAGGAACAUUAUUUACGUAUGCACAAUAACUUUUAUUACCAAAAUCAAGAGAAUAUCUAUACUGGAUUGGAUCCUAGACCACACAAGUGUCCAAAAUGCGGAGCAGCUUAUAAACAUGCAAAUAAUCUUACAUCACAUAUUUCAAAAUUUUGGAAAUCGACUGAACCAAACACUGAAUAUAAUGCAUUCCACGAGUUUGUUCUAAAUCCAUUAAUUGAUGGAAGGCGACCAUACAAGUGUGACAAAUGCGGAUUGGCAUAUAGUCGUCAUAGCAGUUUUGUUCAACAUUUAAAGAUGGAUUGCGAAAAUGCAAGAUACGAAUGUCCUCACUGUUCUUAUGUAUCUGGUAGAAAUUCGAAUUUGAAAAGACAUCUACUAGUGCAUAGGAAUAGUUUUCUUAAUUUCAAAACAGAUUUUCCACUAUCACUAGUUGAGGUUUAUAAUGCUGCAAUCAACUCAGAUACCUCUGGCAGAAUCCACGUAUGUGAAAAAUGCGGAGUGGCUUACAAACAUAAAAGUAAUUUGGCAAACCAUAUUUCUACAAAUUGCAAUCAGCUCAGGAAACAUAGAUGUACACUUUGUCCUUAUGCCUCACAUCUCCCAUGGCGUUUCGGUAAACGACUAUUAGGAUACAUGAAUUCUCAUUCCCAGGCUGUUCAAGUACUCUCAUCGAUGCAAGAAGCUCCUGAGGAGUACAAAUGUCCAAAUUGUACGAAAGUUUACAAAAGUCAGAGUGGAUUGUACACCCAUAGACACUACGAAUGUGGAAUCGAACCACAAUUUAGAUGUUUGCAAUGUCCUUAUAGGACACAUCAUAAACAUAGUCUCAAACGACAUUAUAGACUGAAACAUAAUUUGACGGUGGCGGUUCUUCAACCACGGCAUACCAGUGUUGAUUGUGAAUAUAGAAACUUAUUUCAAUGUGCUUUAUGUCCACAUUCGAGUAAAAGAAAAUAUAAUUUAAAAAUGCACAUUUAUACUAGACAUUCGAAAAGUCAUGCCCUCGCAGCCAAGCCCCUGGUCGAACGCUGGUGGAACUUCGUAAGUCUUGCUCGCCGCGGCGUCACAGCAGCAGCCGUGCCUGACCUGGCGACUCUUGCUGCAGCAGGUGCUGGUGUUGGCUUCAACCCUUCUGCCGUGAUGCGGAAACAGCGAGAACGCAGACACGGGGUAGUUACCGCCACUGGAUCUGUGGUAUACCCCUGCGAAAAAUGCGGCAAAGUUUACAAGCACUCUGUCAGCAAAAUCAGACAUACCAAAUUCGAAUGUGGGAUGGAACCUAUGUUCAAGUGUCAGCAUUGUCAUUAUGCUGCUCACCAGAAAAGCACUUUGAAGAACCAUGUUAUGAAUAAGCAUACGCGUUUCCAAAUGGUAGUCUUCAAACCCUACCAAUGUCCAGAUUGUGGGAAUUGCUUUGCAUCUCGUCAAAGUCGUUAUAUGCAUAAAAAAUUCAAAUGCGGAAAAGAAACCGGCGAAUUUUCCUGUGAUUUAUGCGAUUAUCGUGCCUUUUUUAAAGGAAACCUCAAAAAGCACUUAAUCUCUGUACAUCACACUGAUAAGCAGAAUAAUUAA